Molecule: messenger RNA, 4353 nt
Organism: Symbiodinium sp. CCMP2592
Lineage: Eukaryota; Dinophyceae; Suessiales; Symbiodiniaceae
Source: the annotation of a GenBank genome assembly
AUGGCGAGAUUUGCCUCCCUGGCCUUUGACCUGGUCAGCGAUGUUUGUCGAAAUUCCAAGAUACUCAGCAGAGUUAUGACUCCAGCAAUCGAAGCUUGCAUGUUGAGCGGUGAUGUUACCAACACCAGCGGCCAUGACGAUAAGAAGUUCACUGCCUGUGCUGAUAUCACGAUCAGAAUAUUGCUCAGCUGGUUUCGCCAGCUGAAAGUUAACAAGAAGAAACGGGACACCGCUUUCAGGCGGCUUUCUGAGGCAGAGAAAGCCAAAGUCACAAUGGUCAUGGAUAAGAUCGAGCUGAAUGAGGAGGAGGCUGAAGAGGCUGCCAAGGAAGAAGGUGGCUCUGAGUCCGAUGUGGACCUGACCUUUAUGGUUUCUCUUGAUUCCCUGUGUACGACAAACACAGCAGUGGAUCAUAACCCGACGACCUCUGUCGAGAUCUUCGCGACCGAGGAGAGUUCUGAAUUGCACCGAAUGUUCGACAAUGUCCUCAUGUCUCCUUCCACUCCUCCUCCUUCCGGUGGUGCUCCUUCCGGUUCUGCUCCUUGCGGUUCGGAUCCUUGCGGUUCGGCUCCUUCCGGUGCUGCUUCUUCCGGUGCUGCUGCGGCAGAGCAGCCGGUGACUCUGAGCAACUUGGAUCUGAUUGCUUUGGCCAGAAGUCGCAGGCCUGCAUUCACGGAGACCAAGACAGCUUCAGGAUCGAAGCCGAAGGCCAAGGCCAAGGCCAAGGCCAAGGGUAAAGCCCAGGCGACGGCCGUGGUUAAAAAGAAACUCAAGUCGAAGGCGGUUCAGAAGAAACCGGCGGCUGCGGUUGCAAAGGCCGUGCCUUCCGAACCGGCGGCGGCGGUUGCAAAGGCCGUGCCUUCCGAAGCGGCGGCGGCGGUGGCAAAGGCCGUGCCCGGUCAGGCCGAGCAAAUCUUUACUGCUCCGGAUGGUGCUGAGUAUAUGUUCAUGAUGUACGACAGAGGGGUGUCCAGAGUGGGCCUGGCUUCAGAAAGGAGGGCAGCGAUUGCUCGGGAGCUCAUGGACAUGCUGGUUGCUGGCAAAUCCCUGCAAGAUGUGAUAGCAGAGGAGCAAGAGGCUCCAGAGGAGGUUGAGGAAGAAGUGGACCCAGAAGGAGAAGAGGAAGAAGAGGACAACGACGAGGAGGUAGAGGAGGAGGAGCAGGAGGAGGAGCAGGAGGAGGAAGAGGAGACCCCAGCAGCCCAGCCCAGUAAGCCAAGACCGGGGAUCCUGAAGUCGGGAGGAAAGCCAGGGGGGAAGGUUGUUGCAAAGGCGAAAAGCACAGCAAAGGCGAAGGUGAGCCCAGCACCCAGCAAGGCACCCGCAAAGCCAAAAGCCAAGGCCGACCCUGCCAAGCCCAAAGGGCCCAAAGCGAAGGCCAAGCCGAACCCAGCACCCCCAGCACCCACAACGCCCAAGUCGAAGUGCAAAGCCAAGCCCGCCGACCCUGUCAACCCUAAAGCGAAGGCCAAGACAGCACCCAAAGCCAAGGCCAAGGCCGACCCCAAGGCGAAGGCCGACCCCAAGAAGAAGACCAACCCCAAAGACAACAAGGCCGACCCCAAGAAGAAGACCGAGCCCAAAGACAACAAGGCCAACCCCAAAGCGAAGGCCGAGCCCAAAGACAACAAGGCCAACCCCAAAGCGAAGGCCGACCCCAAGGCAAAGGCCGACCCGAAGCCAAAGGCCUUCACAAGGAAGCGAAGCAUGGCAGAGGCCUUGACCGGCGACUGGAUCAAUGGGCUUGAGCCUGAGGAGUCCGGCGAGACUCCAGCAGAAGAGCCGGAGGAAAGCCAAGCUGGGCCGGGUCGACGAGACCGCAGCAAGCAGUUCAAGUUCAACGUGUUGCUCGCAGCAGGAGCAGUGCCAGAGAAAAUGAAGACGGAGUGGGAGGCUUUGAGGAAGCUUGCCCUCACCUGCGACACCGCAGAAGUGACGGGGGAAAGCAGUCUGGAGAAGAAGCAGGCCACUGGGUGGGGAGACAAAGGAUUGCCGAGAACGCUCUUUAAAGGGCGCUUUGGGUUGUCGGAUGAGCAGCUAAGGGCCGCGAUCUUGAAUGAUGAAGUCUCCGUUGUCACCCAAGACAACGUGGUGUUCUGUCAAUGGCGAACCUUGAAGUCCACUUCGAUGGACGAGCGAAAGAACGUGGCAGCGAUCAAGUCCGAGGCUGCGAGAGUCUCUGGGUCCCAAGCAGGACAACUCCAAGUCCUGUUCGACAGUGUGUCGAUGGAAAGGCCUGAGCCGACAGAGGAGGACCUCAGGAACGCCGCUGCCUCAUCGGCUGCUCCGCCGACCGUGGCGGUGCCAACCAUCAAAGCCAUCGAGGACAAGAAGGAGGAGCCUGCCGUGCCAGCGGCCUUGUCAGAGGCCGACUGGUCGAAAGCGGACGGGCUCCUAAAGAAGGCUGAAAGCGCCGUCGAGAAGCUCAAGAAGGAUGCAAGCAAACUGAGCGACAAGAUCAAGCAGAACAAAGACGACCCCCUCCUCAACAAAAUGAAGGCCACCAUCCAAGCUCUGACGGACAAGAAAGCUUUGCUGGAGCAUGUGCGAUCCUUCCAGGACCUGCCCGAUGGCACCCGCAUCAACAAGGAGAAUCUCCAAACGACCCUGCUCGAAGCAGGCCACACAUGCUGUGCUGAAUCGGCGACCCUCUUCCCUCGACUCGCGACCCUAUAUACAUCCGAACCCUUCUGCACAGGCCAGCUGUGCAGCCAAGUGGUCGAGGAGAUCACUGGCUGGACAGCCGCCAGUGAACUGCCAGGCUCCAGAUUGAGAGUUUGGCUCCUGGAACAGUUUGCAUGGGACCUGCUAUCACCACAGCAGGUGCAAGCAAUAUCUGCUGCAGCAUUGCAUGAUGCCAGAGAACGAACUGUGACUGACCUCGAGCCCCUCGCCAAGCUUGGAAGCUCCGGUCAACACAGCAACAAUGUCAACAGGGACUUGAUGAGAUUGGUCGGGCAGGAGCCACUGAUGUACAAUCCCAGUCGCACCACUUUGCGAAAAAAUGCUUCUGAAGUGCCCGUGCCCGUCGACGGAGUGCCCAGCGACGAGCAUGCCUACACCAUCAGCCUGCCACACGAGUUAUUUAGCAGCCUCUACCACAAUUACAAGGCAGCGUGGAAACAAAGGGCUGCCGCAGUGGGAGGGCCACCCACUGGCAUCGGAGCCAUCCAGUGGGAGGGCCACCCACUGGCAUCGGAGCCAUCCCAUCAGGUGAGAAAAAUCAUACCAUUAUCAUUGCACGGGGACGAAACACCGGUGCUGGCCAAGGGGAAGAUUUGGUCCUCUUCAGCCUUAGUGAUGUCAUGGGCUUCCCUUUUGGGUAGCGGCUCCACGAAACAAAGCCAGCUCUACAUCUGGGCCGCCUGGCACAAGUCAUUCUCCAAAGAGACGAAUGGUGACCUCUGGAGUCUUUUACUCUGGUCUUUCGAAGCCUUGUGGUCCGGCGUUUUCCCGAAAAAAGACUGGCGAGGAUAUGAUUUCGAUCCCCACAGUCCCGAGGGACAGCGAGCUGGCCAAUACCUCGCGGACGGCUAUAGAGCUGUCUUGGUGGCUAGCUGUGGAGACCUGGACUACAUGGCACAGUUCCAGGGCCUUCCCCGGUGGAAUUCCAAUUCCCCUUGUUGCUUGUGCCAGUGCCAGAAAAAAGGAGACCGCAGUUGGCACUGCUUUGCGGAGGAUGCCGCAUGGAGGACAACUCUGUGGACCCCUGCUGCUUGGAAAGCAUGGCCGAGCCGAAGCAUGAACAGGAUGUUCCAGAAGGACCUCUGCUCUGUGCUGGUGGUCCAUUUUGACCUGAUGCAUUGCCGGUACCUUGGCUAUCUCCAGCAGCUCUAUGGAUCGGUUUUUUGGGUCCUCUGUGAGGAGACGAUGCAGGGGAGUCCAAGCGACAAUCUGCAUGAACUCUGGGGCUUUCUGAAGACAUACCAAUCCACCCACAAGGUGCACAGCCCGUACUCCCAGAGGCUGAACAAGGUCAGCAUGUACAAGAAGAAGACCGACUUUCCGAAGCUUCGUGGAAAAGCGGCGGAGAUCAAGGACAUGGCAGCAGCCGUGCGGGCAAUGUGGGGUCAUUUUGGUGUUCCUGGUCAGGACUUCCAAGAGAUUGGGUUACUCUUGGAUUUGACAUGCAAGUUCGAGGAGAUACUGGAGGAAUGGCCCAUUGCAGACGGCUAUUUCUGCCUUCCUGCCGAAGCUGCAGACAGACUGAAGACGAACUUUCGGGACUUCGCAUGUUUGUAUGUCAUGGUCGGGGAUCGCUUUCGCAGCGAAGAUCGUCGGGCCUUCAAUCCUACGGAAAAGAUUCUCUUCUUCCGGAACAAUGCAUGUUUUUCACAUUUGUGGCUUUUAUAA